CUGUCGCUGGCGCAAUCCACUUAGGAUCAGCAGCUGGCAUCUUAUCAACACCUGGUUGAGAGUCAAAAUGGGUCUAUCGCCAUGCUGCGCGGCAUGUUGGAUGAGAAAGAGGACGCGGUUGUGGCCUCCACCUCGGCAGCCUCUGGCAGCACGGGCUUCGAGGUCGAGGGCGCCAGGUGCCGGCAAGGAAGAUCCUCACGAGGGCGCGGCGCUGGAUUCUGUGAGUCAGUACAUUGAUGCCUAGGUGCUGGAGGUGGGCGCACGAACUCGAGCUUAUGCGGAUGAGCUUAUGAAAGACAUUCUCCCAGGUAUCAUCAAAUCUGUUGCGGCUGCGCAGGUCCAGCAGGCAUUGCCGCGCAUCGUCGAAUCCUCUGCCACGGCGUUCGUGGGCCAGUUCCAGCCCAUCGUCGCGAGGGUUGCUGAGCGCGUGCGUGAGCUCGACAUUAAAGUAUACGACUUGGAAAGUUCAUCCAGCCGUGGUCCGACCUCGCUGUCCUCACCAUCGUCCUCGGCACCGCGGUUCGGCAAGUGCGAGCGUAGAUGCUACCGCAAGGACUGUGUCUUCAUUCGCCCUGAGGGCUGUAUCUCUGAAGAGGAUGUGGAAACUCCGCGUCCCGUGGCUGCUGCAUCUACUCAACCUCAGAGGAUAGCAGCGGUUUCGAAGCCCAGCAACCAUAUUAUGUUUGAGGGUCGUGUUAUUAAGGUGCAGAUGUAAGAAAUUUAUGGCCAGCUGCUUGUUGAGUUGCUGGCAGAUUCGGAUACCGAGAUUCCUGAACCAGACAUCGAUUGAGCACCUGGUCCACGCUUCCUUUACUGGGGCGGCGGGUCCUCUUCGGGUUCUGGCUCGUCUUCUAUUCCAUCAACCCAUAGUGUACUAUCCUGUUUAUCUGUACUGCUUCGCUGUCAUUCAUUACCUGCUGUGCAGGCGGCUGAUUCUCUGAGGGUCUGCGGACAGAGGAACCCCUUUGGGCACGCUCG
Prorocentrum cordatum is the source of this 978-nucleotide messenger RNA. The record is from the annotation of a GenBank genome assembly. NCBI's taxonomy places the organism in Eukaryota, Dinophyceae, Prorocentrales, Prorocentraceae.